AUGGAGGAAGAAAAGGUGAACUUGAGAUUAGAUAUAAAUGUUCAAAAACUCGAGGCUGAGAAACUAAAAAAAGGGAAAAAUAAGGCUGAGGAGGAUCUAGAUAGCUUGAAGACAGAUUAUAAGAAGCUACAUUUGUCGAUGAGAACUGCCGGGUUGAGAAAAACUUCGGAGCACUGGCGUGAAGAGAUUCGAGAAGAAAAAAACAUGGCCGAUAGGUGGGAAAGAAAAUUCCAGGAAGUUCAAGUACGAAACGAGGCUUUAGAGAGGAGCUUGUCAAAAAAUCGAAAGGAAAAAGGUGAACUAAAGGAUAGAGUGGCUGAGUUAGAAAGAUCUCUCCAUCAGUACCAAAAUCAAAAUUUCGCAAUGGAGUUAAGAGCGAGCUUGAGCAAAAUUGAAGAAAUGAAAGGAAGAAUAGAAGAGUUAGAAUCAGCUUUGCGAAAUUGUGAGAUCCGGAUUGAGUACUUGGAAGCAAACGAAGGUCGUCAGAAUAAGCAACUUCACCACUUUCAGAAUCAAGUUAGAAACAGGGAUCAUAUUAUGGGAGAAGUUGUGGCUCAAAUUCGAGAGGUGGCCGAUCACCUGCAGACUUUGGCAGUACAAGCCGAUACGCUGAGUGUUAAGUAUGAGCUGGAAUCAAAUCCGGGAUAG
Gossypium raimondii (Peruvian cotton) is the source of this 648-nucleotide messenger RNA. RefSeq lists its product as uncharacterized. The coding region runs from base 1 to 648 and encodes 215 amino acids. The record is from RefSeq and is a predicted model, not a curated record. The transcript has a single exon. Lineage: Eukaryota; Viridiplantae; Streptophyta; Magnoliopsida; Malvales; Malvaceae.